Molecule: messenger RNA, 2467 nt
Organism: Podarcis raffonei (Aeolian wall lizard)
Lineage: Eukaryota; Metazoa; Chordata; Lepidosauria; Squamata; Lacertidae
Gene: NKX1-1
Product: NK1 homeobox 1
Exons: 2
Coding region: 97-1296 (399 amino acids)
Biological process (GO): cell differentiation; regulation of transcription by RNA polymerase II
Cellular component (GO): nucleus
Molecular function (GO): RNA polymerase II cis-regulatory region sequence-specific DNA binding; DNA-binding transcription factor activity, RNA polymerase II-specific
Source: RefSeq, a predicted model, not a curated record
GCUGCAGCGGCGGCGGCGGUGGCGGCGGCGGCAGCGAGCCCUCCGGAGUGCCUCUUGGGGGAGCCCGGGUCGUGCAGCUGGCCGAGGGGGGACAGCAUGGACGGGCCGGCGGAGCAGCGCCUGACGCCCAGCAGCGACCUGCCGCCGGUCUACUCGUGCCCCGUCAGCAGGGACAGGCAGGGAAGCGAGAACGCCAACAACACGGCCGGGCCCGAAGGGGCGGGCGGCGCCUUGCCCGUGGUGCACAGAACCACCUCCUUCUCGGUGCUGGACAUCCUGGACCCCAACAAAUUCAACAGCAAGAGCCGCAGGCACUGCGCCGUGCUCUACAAAGCCGCGGCCGGCGGAGAGUACACGCUGGUGGGCGAGGAGAAGCUGGACGAGGCGGGCGUGGAUGCCAAGGCUCUGGCUGACGACUUCCAGGCAGCCAGGAGAAAGUCCGCGGCCGACCUGCGCAAGCCCGGCGAGCUGUACCGGAGCGAGGAGGCCGAGCUGGAUCCGAGCAAGCGGAGGAGCCCCUGCGCGGGCAGCGAAGCCCCCGACGAGGAGGAGGACGAGGAGGAAGAGGACGAGGAGGAAGAGGAGCUGUGCAGCGAGGAGAGCAGCAGCCACAGCGAGGGGGGCGCCCUCGAGGCGGGAGGCGGCGGCAGCCUAGCCGCGGACGACCUCGGGGCUCACCCGCCGCCCCCGCCGCCUCAGCAGCCCGGAGGCGCCUCCGGAGGGCAGCCGCCGCAGCCUCAGGCCCAGGCGCAGGGCCAGCAAGCAGCGUCGGCGGCGUCCGCGCCGUCGGGCAAAGCCAAGCGCAAGCGCCCGGGCUCGGAUUCCAAGUCGGGCAAGCCCCGCCGGGCGCGGACAGCCUUCACGUACGAGCAGUUGGUGGCUUUGGAAAACAAGUUCAAGGCCACACGGUACCUGUCGGUGUGCGAGCGACUCAACUUGGCGCUGUCCCUCAGCCUCACCGAGACGCAGGUCAAGAUCUGGUUCCAGAACCGGCGCACCAAGUGGAAGAAGCAGAACCCCGGCGCAGACACCAGCGCCCCGACGGGCGGCGGCGGCGGCGUGGGGGGCGGCGGUGGGGGGCUGCCCGGCGCGCUCAGCCCCCUCAGCCAUUCGCCCCCCAUGGGCGGCCACGGCCUGGCCAUGCACGGCCCGCCGGGCGCCUACGGCAGCCACCCGGCCAGCGGGCUGGUGUGCGCAGCCCAACUGCCUUUCCUGCCCAGCCCCGCCGUCCUCUCGCCCUUCGUGCUGGGCUCGCAAACCUACGGCGCGCCCGCCUUCUACACGCCGCACCUCUGAGGGACCGACGGGGCCCCCGCCGCUGCCACCAGCCCUUGCGGAGCAGGAGACUUGCGCGGGGCCGGCCUCCUACGGUCCCCGCGUCCACCCGACGGAGCGAAGAGGAUAGGUACCCUGGCGCCUGGUCCACGGACGAUUCUCGCCUGCGGGCACCCGUCACGUUGCUCUGAGCUGCGGGACAAACUGAACAGAGGCCGAAGGAGGCCGCCUCUCCAUGUAAAUAAUGCGCGCUGCCCCUUCUUUGCCCGGGUCCCCUUUAUCCACCGCCCCCUGUCCAAGAUGCCUCUGCCCCGCAGACUCUCAUGGGGAAACGGGGCGCGGCGUCCCUUCCAGGCGCCGUCGAAGAAAUGAGGCGCUCUCCGCCCACGGGACCCCGCGCUUUUACGCACUUCAGCGUCGCUGUUUUUAAAAAAGGACGAGGAACUGGGAGGAGGGAGUUUAAAAAUGGAAAACCGAGGGGGCUGUCUUACCGGAAAUGCGUUUAAAAAAAAAACGAGGGAGAAAGAGACAAGCUUUUUUGUAACAUCAGUCAACUAUGUAUAUUUCUGGAUGUUAUAAAAAUUUUAACUUUAUAAUUUGUGUAUAAAGUGCGCAGGAAACAUUGAUCCAAAAGGUAUAGAAAGCACUUUGCUGGAAAUCUAAAUCAAUAAAGAAUUGAUUUAGUCGAAUAUGUUCUGCCUGAGCGACUGUUUUUAACCUUUUUUUAAAAAAAAGAAAGAAAAAGAGAAAAAACACUGCAGUCAUCGCCAGAGUUAGUUGGCGUUGACAGAAGAAGCAAAUAAUCUAGGUCACUCACGAUCCAGCCAAAGUUAAGCAGUUCUUAGUCCCCCGCCCCUUGUGAUUUCCGGAAGAUUUCAAGGCGCGCGCUCCGCUAUCCCGUUGCAACCGUGCAGGCCGCUUAACCGUACAUGGAUCCGGCUGCCUUUAAUGUUUCUAGUUUUCAAAUAAGCCCAAAGCCACCGAGAAGGCUGCCGCGUCUUCCCCCAACACCUCCAGCGUUUCUGGUUUGGAGAGAAACAUAUUCCGCAUGUAGACUUUUUUCUGUGUGGACGUUAUUUCCCCUCGUUUAUUCCCCGGCCCCUCUCCAAUAAUUCGUGUGUGCGUGUAAAGGUUCUUCUCUUGGUAGUUUCCAAAGACAGCGAAUAUAAUGUGUUGGGAUUAAAUAAGUGUA